Messenger RNA from Nannospalax galili (Upper Galilee mountains blind mole rat), 4788 nucleotides. It is a transcript of the gene Fgd5, whose product is annotated as FYVE, RhoGEF and PH domain containing 5. The record is from RefSeq and is a predicted model, not a curated record. Gene Ontology annotation, molecular function: metal ion binding; guanyl-nucleotide exchange factor activity. Bases 92 to 4741 code for a protein of 1549 amino acids. NCBI's taxonomy places the organism in Eukaryota, Metazoa, Chordata, Mammalia, Rodentia, Spalacidae. Gene Ontology annotation, cellular component: cytoplasm. The transcript is spliced from 20 exons.
GCCGGCGGGCGCGUGGAGUGAGCGGGAGCCGGGACUCGCGCCCGACCGACGGACCCCAGCAGCGACCCGGCCUUGGGCUCCGCGCAGGAAGAUGCACAGAGCAGACUCACCCAAACCACCAGUUGCUCCCAAGCCAAAGACUACCACCAGUCCUCUCACGCCAGUGACUGGAGCCGGGUUUCCUCCUUCACCCAGGCCAGACAGUUUCCCCAGUCCCAACUCCAUGUCCAGGGGGCCAAAACCCCCCAUUGCCCCUAAGCCCAGGCUGGCCAGCCCCGAGUAUGGAGCUGCUGUGUGCCUGAACAAGAGCCUGAGCAGAUGCAGCAACGGGAGGCUGCUCUGUGGGGACAGGGGGCUGGCUGGCCCACACCGCUCCACCCCGGAGUGCUCUGAGUCAGAGACAGAUGAAGAGUACAUCAUGGUUCCCAGGGCUCCACAGGCAGCAGAGCUCACAUCCAUGGUUGGGGCCACUGGAGAAGAGGAAUGUGAGGAGGAAGGCCAGGAGCAUGGUCUAGAGCAGACAGGCGCUGAUGGGGACCUGUCAGUCCCAGAUGUUGCACCAGGCAGGGAUGGUGAGGAAGACAUGGACCCCUCUCUGGAAGAAGAGGAAGACUGUGGCCGUGAUCUAGGGUCAGAUGGGACCCCAGUGUCCCCAGCUGAAGGGGCGCCAAGUAGAGAUGGUGAGGAAGGUGAAGGGGACUGUGACCAGGGCCCGGGGUCAGAGGAGCAGAUGUCCACAAGUGAGGAGGAGGAAGAGCUGGUAAAAGAGCACAAUGUGUACAACCUGGAGGACACGGGGCCCUGGGAUGGAGAGAAGCACUUCCAGAGCGAGAUCAUUCUCACCCAUGUAUGCGCCAAGUCCCCUGAAGUUCCCUAUGGGGAGCUGGAGUGCACCGAGACCCCUAGGGAGGCAGCGGAGGAUGGUAGGGAUGGCUGUAUCAACAUUGAGCCCAGGGAGCCUGAUGGGGGUGUGGAGCCUGCUAGACACAACCAGGACACUGAACAGGACACGGAGGGUGCGAGUGUGGAAUCCCCUGAGAAUGGGGAGGUGCACCCCAAUAUCCAGGGACCUGAGGUGGACACUGAGAGCCCUGAGGUCUCUGAGGAGAACUGUGAAGAUGUUCCUGUCAGUGAGGACCAGGCAGACCAGGAGGAACCACCCAACUGGGAUGAGGACACCUACAAUAGUAAAGCUGCAGCGGCCAUCACAGGAGUGGAAGAAGACCCUGGCGAGGACAGGGACCCUAUGCAGGAGGACCUUGCUGAGGAGAGCUGUCAGAUCAUUCCCUUUGAGAGUGACAGUGUGGAGGACUUCACAUCUACACUCACAGAAAGUCCCUACGAGCUCCUUCCCACUGAGAGCACCUCCUUCUGCAGUGAGAACUAUUCCCUUUCUGAGUCAGUCAAAGGCUCUGCAUCAGGACAGGAGCCAGAAGAGGUCCCAGGCCCUGGCACUUCACUUAACCAACGUGACUUUCUGCUGGGUGGAACUGGGGAAGGCCUCCCUGUCCCUGACGUGGUGGUCAUGCCAGAAGAGGAGGAUGCCAUGGACGACGCACUCAGAAACCCUUAUGUGAUGGGAGUCAGCUUGCCAAGCCGUGGAGAGGGAGUGCAGUCUGACUUCCGGACCACGCCAGGCACUCUGAGUAGGUACAACACAAGGGAAGAAGAGGACUCUGAGGCUGAGGGUGGCCUGGUGUCCGUGGACAAGAAAAAUAUUGCCACGAGGGCCCGGCCACACUCUGGGAAGGUGGCUGGCUAUGUCCCAGAAACCGUUCCUGAAGAAACAGGACCAGAAGCUGUUUCAUCAGCCAUGGGCAUGAGAGGUGCCACUGAGGAGGUGAGAAAGCUGGGCGUGUCACUGGAGGGGAAGCCCCCUGAAACCAGCCGGGCCUUGCCAGCCAAGCCCAGAGCAUUCACCCUGUACCCAAGGUCCUUCUCUGUGGAAGGCCGGGAAAGUCCCCUGUCCAUGUUCCGGCAGCCAGAUGGGGGCGGGCUGGACAGCCACCUUGUGAGAAGGAAAGAGGACAACCUGUCUCUGCCGGGCACCAUCGGCUCUUCUGGCAGCUUCUCACAGCGCAACCACCUGCCGUCCAGCGGCACCUCCACACCAUCCUCCAUGGUGGACAUCCCACCACCUUUCGACCUGGCCUGCAUCACAAAGAAACCCAUCACCAAGAGCUCACCCUCGCUCCUGACAGACAGCGACACCCUGGACAAGGCCUCCAAGAAGAAGAAGUCCUCCUUUAAGCGCUUCCUGGAGUUGACAUUCAGGAAGAAGACUGAGAACAAGACGCACACUGACGUGAACCUGUCAUCCUCCAGGUCCUCUUCUGAAUCCAGUUACCACGGGCCUGCCAGGGUCCUGGAACUGGACCGCAGGAGCCUUAGCAACUCACCCCAGCUCAAGUGUCGCACCGGGAAGCUUCGGGCCUCGGACUCCCCAGCCUCCCUCAUCUUCUACAGGGACAGCAAGAGGAAAGGUGUCCCCUUCAGCAGGACUGUGUCCAGGGUAGAGUCCUUCGAAGACCGCUCCCGCCCGCCCUUUCUGCCCUUGCCGCUCACUAAGCCACGGUCCAUCUCAUUCCCCAACGCUGACACUUCAGACUAUGAGAACAUUCCAGCCAUGAACUCAGAUUAUGAGAACAUCCAGAUCCCACCACGGAGACCUGCACGAACCGGCACCUUCACAAAGCUGUUCGAAGAACAGAGCAGAGCCCUGUCCACGGCAAAUGAAAAUGAUGGCUAUGUGGACAUGAGCAGCUUCAACGCCUUCGAGAGCAAGCAGCAGAGUGCAGAGCAGGAGGCAGAGAGCGCCUACACAGAACCCUACAAGGUCUGUCCUAUUUCAGCGGCCCCCAAAGAGGACCUCAUGUCAGAUGAAGAGCAGGGAAGCUCAGAAGAGGAGGACAGCACAUCGAAAGAUCCAAGCCUUACUCACAAGGUAGAGGGACAAUCCAGAGCCCUUGUCAUCGCACAGGAGCUGCUGUCUUCUGAGAAAGUAUAUGUGCAGAUGCUGCAGCACUUAAGCCUGGAUUUCCAUGGAGCUGUCCUGAGGGCCCUGGAGGACAUGGACCAAGAAAGCAGAGACCUGCUGGCCCAGGAGGAGCUGCGGCAGGGCCUGCGUGAGCUACCAGCCAUCCUUGACCUUCACCAGGGCAUUCUGGAUGACCUGGAACAGAGACUAGGGGACUGUGGGGAGGGCCAGCAGCAAGUGGCCGACAUCUUCCUGGCUCGUGAGCAGGAGUUCGAGCAUCAUACUGUGCAUAUCCUGCAGUUUGACAGGUACCUGGGGCUGCUCGCUGAGAGCUGCCUGCUGUCACCCAGACUGGCCGCUGCCAUCCGGGAAUUUGAGCAGCAGAGUCCACAGGGGGGUGGCCAGAACACAAAGCACCGGCUGCUGCGUGUGGUCCAGCGUCUGUUCCAGUACCAAGUGCUGCUCACAGACUACUUAAACAACCUAUCCCCAGAUUCAGCCGAGUAUGAUAACACACAGGGUGUUCUGACCCUCAUCUCCAAAAUGACAGACCGUGCCAAUGACAGCAUGGAGCAAGGGGAAAACCUUCAGAAGCUGGUCCACAUUGAGCACAGUGUGCGUGGCCAAGGGGACCUCCUCCAGCCAGGAAGGGAGUUCCUGAAGGAAGGGACGCUGAUGAGAGUGAGAGGGAAAAGCCGACACCCCCGGCACCUGUUUCUGAUGAGCGACAUGCUCCUGUACACGUAUCCCCAGAAGGAUGGGAAGUACCGGCUGAAGAGCUCACUGCCAGUGGCCAACAUGAAGGUCAGCCGCCCUGUGAUGGACAAAGUGCCCUAUGCUCUGAAGAUUGAGACUCUCGAGUCCUGCCUGACUCUAUCUGCGAGCUCCUGCGCUGAGAGGGACGAGUGGCACAGCUGUCUGAGCAGAGCCCUCCCCGAGGACUACAAAGCCCAGGCUCUGGCUGCCUUCCACCACAGCGUGGAGAUCCGGGAGAGGCUGGGGGUCAGCCUGGGGGAGAGGCUCCCCACUCUGGUGCCCGUCACACACGUCAUGAUGUGCAUGAACUGCGGCUGCGACUUCUCGCUCACUGUGAGGCGUCAUCACUGCCACGCCUGUGGCAAGAUUGUGUGCCGGAACUGUUCUCGCAACAAGUACCCCCUUAAGUGCCUAAAGAAUCGGAUGGCCAAGGUCUGCGAUGGCUGCUUCCGGGAGCUGAAGCUAAGGAAUGGGCCAGUCCCAGGCCCCAUGAGAGAGCGACCUGUCAGCAUGAGCUUCCCGCUGUCCUCAGCUCGCUUCUCCUCGGGCAGCACCUUUUCCUCCGUCUUCCACAGCAUUAGCCCCUCCACCUUCAAGAAGCAGAAGAAAGUCCCUUCGGCCCUGAGCGAGGUGACCGCCUCUGGAGAGGGCUCAGCCAUCAGUGGCUACCUGAGCCGGUGUAAGAGGGGCAAGCGACACUGGAAGAAGCUCUGGUUCGUCAUCAAAGGCAAAGUGCUCUACACCUACAUGGCCAGCGAGGACAAAGUGGCCAUGGAGAGCAUACCUCUGCUGGGCUUCACCAUCGCCCCAGAAAGGGAAGAGGGCAGCAGUGAAGUGGGCCCUGUUUUCCACCUUUACCACAAGAAAACCCUGUUCUAUAGCUUCAAAGCAGAGGACAGCAAUUGUGCUCAGAGGUAUCAGGAACAGCUAGUCUAUCUCCUUGUCUGUCUCGCAGAGAACUGUGUCACCAGGGCUUUGCUUGCUGCUGUUCUGGUCCCUCAGUCCUAGCGCAGCUGCCUGCCUGUUCCAGGUGGUGAGAUUGCCUUGACUCUUAC